AUGGAGGCACCAAGGCACAUCACUCCCAGGACUCUUCCUCUGAGUAACACACACACAGCUCUCCCACCAGACAACAAAAAUGAUGAAGAUGCUGCUCGGAAGCUCUCUCUGCCUGCUCCUCCUCCUCAGCUGCCUGCAUGAACAUGUGGAGGGCCGCGCUCUGAGCCUGGACAGCUGCUCCGUCAAUGUCCACACACAUGAACUGCGCACACAUUACAAUUCCCUACGAUCAAAUGCGAUAGCAGGAGACAGUGAGAUUGGAGUGAAACUCCUGGACAAAUCAAUGAUUAAGCAUGUUCAGGCCGGUCAGACGUGUUGUUUCCUGCGUCUCGUGCUGCGUUUCUACGUUGAGAGAGUGUUUGGGAACUACGCCUCCUCUCAGCCACAACAGCAACGCUGCUCCAGCGCUCUGGCAAAUGCUUUUGUUACCAUCAGAAGAGACAUCCAUAAAUGUCACUGCCAAUGUGAGGAGGACACACAGAGAAAGAUUGACUCUCUGCAUGCUGAGUUUGACAAGCUCGACAUAAACCAGGCUGCACAGAAGGCCGUGGGAGAACUGGACACUGUCCUGGGGUGGCUGGAGGAACAGAAAACAGACGGUUGAUUGGACAGAAACUCAGUAAACUCAACAGUGCAAUCCCAAAGUGCCUGCAUCUGAUGAGUCCCCGAUCUAACAUCAAAGAUGUAACUCUUGACCUGACAUUACUUGCAAGCAGAGUGAAGGUUUCUUAACUUCACUUCUGU
Molecule: messenger RNA, 744 nt
Organism: Epinephelus fuscoguttatus (brown-marbled grouper)
Lineage: Eukaryota; Metazoa; Chordata; Actinopteri; Perciformes; Serranidae
Gene: il20
Product: interleukin 19 like
Exons: 6
Coding region: 80-604 (174 amino acids)
Source: RefSeq, a predicted model, not a curated record